Messenger RNA from Daldinia caldariorum, 471 nucleotides. RefSeq lists its product as uncharacterized. The transcript has 3 exons. Bases 1 to 471 code for a protein of 156 amino acids. Lineage: Eukaryota; Fungi; Ascomycota; Sordariomycetes; Xylariales; Hypoxylaceae. The record is from RefSeq and is a predicted model, not a curated record.
AUGGCUUUCUUGCAAACGUCUCUGUCCCCGGCCAGCUUCUUGGCGCCUAUCCAUCUCUUCUCCUACUCCACGCUCCUAGGCAUGGAACUGUACCAGUCGUUUGUGAUGACUAAAGUAUGCUAUCAAGAGCUACCACGGUUGGCCUUUACCACCUUGCAGAAGCGCAUCUUCCCAAUUUACUUCCGGGGCAUGGGCAAUUGGAUACCGUUUGCUGUUGCAGGGGUCACGGCGCUUCUUAACCUGAUGCUCUACGGGCCUCGAACACGCCAGAUCAUGAUUCAGCGGAUUCAUCAAGAAACACGGGAUGGAAGAAAAUCAAACGACCCGGUUGAAGUUGGCGAAGAGAUGGGAGCGCUAAAUAAAGCAUUCUCGCGUAACCACGCCAUGAGCAUUCACCUGAAUCUUAUAACCAUAGGGGCUACUCUCUGGUGGGGUUGGAAGUUGGCUUCGCGACUAAACGUGCAGCCUUAA